AUGAAAGUUUGUUGCAGACCAGGUCUGUUUGCAAAAAAUGUUGUCAACAUGGCACAGGAGUUUGAAGCAAGUGGAAAAAAUCUGCAGUCAUUGCACUCAGGCCCAAUCCUGUCUUUCAUCAAGAAUGGACACACAUUUGUUAAACCCUCUUCUGUUAUUCCACACAAAGGAACUGGAACUUAUUUUACAAAUGCUGGAAUGAACCAAUUUAAACCUUUAUUCCUUGAUUCUAUGGAUGAGAAUUAUGUAUACAAAAAAGUGGCCAACAGCCAGAAAUGUAUUCGUGUUGGUGGCAAACACAAUGACUUGAAAGAUGUUGGAAAUGAUCUUUAUCAUCAUACUUUCUUUGAGAUGCUUGGCAACUGGUCCUUUGGAGAUUAUUUUAAGAGGGAUGCCUGUGAAUUAGCUCUCCACUUACUUGUGGAUCGAUUCCGGCUCCCAUUGGACCGUCUCUACUUCACAUAUUUCUCAGGAGAUGAAAAAUCUGGCUUACAGCCAGAUUUGGAGACACGAAAGAUUUGGCAAGAACUAAAUAUUCCAUCGGAGAAAAUUUUGCCUUUUUCAUCAAAGGACAAUUUUUGGGAUAUGGGCCUGACAGGACCAUGUGGACCUUGUACUGAGAUCCACUAUGACCAUAUUGGUCAUCGUAAUGCAGCUCCAUUAGUCAACACUGGAUCUCCUGAUGUUAUAGAAAUAUGGAAUUUGGUUUUUAUACAGUAUGAUCGGUUGGCUGAUCAAUCAUUAAAAGAACUUCCUCGGCAUCAUGUGGACACUGGCAUGGGACUUGAAAGACUGGUUGCUGUUCUUAGAGGUUCAUAUGAUAAUUACUCUACUGAUCUCUUCCAAGGACUUUUCAACACUAUUCAAAAAGUCACUGGAGCACGUCCCUACAAUGGGUGUAUUGGAGAGGCUGAUGUAAACGGCAUUGACAAAGCUUAUCGUAUUAUUGCUGAUCACUCUCGUAUGUGCACAGUUGCCAUUGCAGAUGGAUUGUUACCCAGCAGAGAUGGACUUGGACACAAAUUGCGCCAGGUUAUUCAUCACAGUUUGCACCAGGCACACUCUGUCCUUCAUGCACCAAAAGGGAUGAUGCAGUUACUGGUUGAUGAUGUUGCUGAAUCAUUGGCGGAAACCUUUCCUGAAUGUUUCACAAAUAUCCAGCUCAUCAAAGAUGUACUCAACCAAACAGAAGUGAAAUACUUAGAAAUGUUACAAGAUGGUUAUCAAUCUUUUGAUAAACUAAUGAACAAAAUUGGAUCAGAUAAAUUAUUACCCGAACAUCUUUUGCAAGUUGCUGAAGGUCAGUUUGGAAGGUGUGUACCUUUGGAUAUUUUAUGCAACAUUGCCCUGGAGAGAGGACAUAGCAUUGACGUAGAGACCCUGAUGGACAACUACAUCAAAGAACAGCAGCAGAUCAGCUCUGCAGAAUCUGUCAUUGUCAAAGACAAAGAUGUCAUCAAACAUGAUUUAACGAUAUUGCUGAAAGAUCGGGUAAUCAAAAGAACUGAUGAUCAUUUUAAAUAUCUCUACAAAAGAAAUGAAAAUGGAUAUGAGUUUAUCUCUUCCAUACCAGACAGUAAUGUUUUGUGUUUGCUGCAUGAUGGCCAACUGAGUGACAGCAUUAAUACAGGUGAGAAAGGCAGUCUGGUAUUGGACAAAACUUGUUUCUAUGCUGAAGGAGGAGGUCAGCAGCCAGAUAAAGGGUACAUUCUGGGACAGAAUGGUAAAUUCUGUGUGCUUGAUGUCCAGUCAUGCAAUGGUUAUGUGUUACAUAAUGGAUUUGUUGAAGAAGGAAGCAUCAACUGCCAAGAGAGAGUGAAACUUGUUUUGGAUGAGGAGGUGAGAAAAGCUUGCAUGGCCAACCACACUGCAACCCAUUUACUAAACUGGGGUCUCCAGAAAUUAUUAGGCACACAAGUCACCCAACUUGGCUCCUGUGUGCAAGAAGACCAGUUAACUUUUGAUUUUUCCUGCUUUGAAGAAUUAAGUCUGGAUCACUUGUCUGAGUUGGAAGAGAUAAUCAGGCUGAGCAUCAAGCAAGGAAUUCCUGUCUACAGAUCAGAGAUGAAUAUCACAGAAGCAUUGAAGAUUAAGGGUCUGACCAUGGUACCUCAUGAAACUUACCCAGAAUAUGUAUAUGUAGUCAGCAUUGGUCAUCCUGUUGAUCAGUUAUUGGCUGAUCCAGAUUCCGCUGAGAGAAAUUUAUCGUUGGAACUCUGUGCUGGAACUCAUGUUCAUUGUACAUCUGACAUUGGUCAGUUUGUUGUAGUAAAAUCCUCUGGAGUGGCUCAAAAUACCAAACGUGUGACUUGUGUGACAGGACCAAAAGCCCAAAGUGCACUUACCAAUCUUGAAGAGGUGAAAGAACUUUAUGCCAGUCUGGAGGCAGCAAUUUCUGCUAAGAAAGAUCUGGCCAACAUGGAAGUCAUGGUUAAGAAUUUAUAUAAGAUGCUGAAGGACAGUAUUCUCCCAAAAGCUGAUCGGGAGAAAACAAAGCGAAACCUGAUUGUUCUACAUGAGAAAGUUCGUAAACUGAAGAACAUCAGUAUCAGCACAACUUUGGCUCAUUCCAUGUCUGAAAAAUUAAAACAAGUUGGGCGACCAGAUUACCUUGUCACACUUUUACCUUUUGAUGGACCAAGGCAGAUGCGAAAAGCAUUGCGUCUUUUUGAACUUCCUUGUCCAGCUGUGAUUGUAUCCAAAAGAGACCGGGAUAUACUGGCAGCUGUUGUAACACCUCAGGAUUGGGAAGGUGCCGUAAGUGUGACUGAUAUUGGUAACCAUCUUAGCCAUACUUUUGGAGGUCAUUUGAAAGAAAGCAAACCGCAGAAACAAGGUGACCCUCCUCUUGUGUUUUUGUACGUGUGUAUCUAUCUAUCUAUCUAUCUAUCUAUCUAUCUAUCUAUCUAUCUAUCUACAGACAUUUUUUUAUACAUCACAUACAUCAUUAUCUAUCUAUCUAUCUAUCUAUCUAUCUAUCUAUCUAUCUAUCUAUCUAUCUAUCUCAGCCUGUUCAUAUCUAUCUAUCUAUCUAUCUAUCUAUCUAUCUAUCUAUCUAUCUAUCUAUCUCAGCCUGUUCAUAUCUAUCUAUCUAUCUAUCUAUCUAUCUAUCUAUCUAUCUAUCUAUCUAUGCUUACAGCUACAUCACGUUAG
Acanthosepion pharaonis is the source of this 3153-nucleotide messenger RNA. The record is from the annotation of a GenBank genome assembly. NCBI's taxonomy places the organism in Eukaryota, Metazoa, Mollusca, Cephalopoda, Sepiida, Sepiidae.